Messenger RNA from Salpingoeca rosetta, 595 nucleotides. RefSeq lists its product as uncharacterized. The record is from RefSeq and is a predicted model, not a curated record. NCBI's taxonomy places the organism in Eukaryota, Choanoflagellata, Craspedida, Salpingoecidae. The transcript has 4 exons. Bases 73 to 444 code for a protein of 123 amino acids.
CGGGAUUCGAUGAACAAUUAACAUUGCAUCUGCGAAGGCCUACAGGGCAGAGCAACUGACCGACCAGCCGGCAUGGGGUUUGUGGGAGGUGUGCGAGGGUUUCUGCUGGGGUUGGGCAGCGGGUGGUUCUUGUACCACCUGGCCUCCUCCGACUUGGCAAACACCACAGCACAAGCACAGGCACAGAUUGAUACUGCAGCACAAACGCUGGCUUCUUUUUCUUCCCACCCUUCCUCCAAGCAACCAGAGCCAUCGCUGAUGGAAGGUGUGCCGGAAUCACGCUCCCUGAGCGACUUCCAACAGUCGUGGAACUCGUUUGCAACGCGGCUGGCCAGCCAACAGAGCGAUGACGGCGUGCUGCCCCUGCAGGAGAAGGUUUGGGCUGGUGCACGACAAGUGUUUGCGUCUGUGCGGGAUUUGAUGUCAUCGUCACAACAGGACUGAGCUGUGGCGGCUGAUUUGCGGUCGUGGCUGCUUGCUUGGGUCCCCACGCGUGUUGCCUUUCGUGGUUGGUUGGUUGUUGUUGCUGUUUGUACAUACACGUAUGCAUAGAAAGGGAGGAGGAGGAGGAGGAGUAAACAAACCCCAUCAGUCA